Molecule: messenger RNA, 1172 nt
Organism: Fopius arisanus
Lineage: Eukaryota; Metazoa; Arthropoda; Insecta; Hymenoptera; Braconidae
Product: methionine aminopeptidase 1D, mitochondrial
Exons: 6
Coding region: 143-1120 (325 amino acids)
Biological process (GO): proteolysis
Cellular component (GO): mitochondrion
Molecular function (GO): metalloaminopeptidase activity
Source: RefSeq, a predicted model, not a curated record
UAAUAAAUAUCAAUUUUCCUCGUUAUUCCAAUUAUCAGGGGUUAGCUGACAAUUAGAAUAAAGUUGUUAAUUGUUUCAGGGUACCCCAACCGCUUAAAAACAUUUUUUAAUAAUCUUUAAACAUUGUAAAUUAUAAUAAAAAAUGGAGAAAAUAUUGAAGACAGUUUCGAAAAUGAGCCAGCCCUCACGAAAUCUAUUCGAUAAUUUUUUCCGACAUUCAAGGAAAUCACCACAACGAGAGAGACGAUUAGUGACUAAUCAGUUCGGAAAAUACGAAUUGAUCGAGCCCUGGAAAAUUAUCCAUCCGUUCAGAACAAUUCCAGCGUCAAUUGCCAAGCCUUGUUAUUACAAAUCUCAAUCACAGGAUAUACCUCCGCAGAUUGUCGAAAUUAAGAAUGAAAAUCAGAUCGAGUGCAUGAGACACAGUUGUAGAUUAGCGAAAAAAAUUUUAAAUCACACCAAAGAGAUAAUCAAGCCAGGAAUUACAACCGACUAUCUGGACGAACAAUUACACGAUCUAAUAAUAAAUCAUGGGGCUUACCCCAGUCCUCUGUAUUACCACGGAUUUCCAAAAUCAAUUUGCACUAGUAUAAAUAAUGUUGCAUGCCACGGAAUUCCAGACGAUCGUCCGUUGAUUGAGGGUGACAGCCUCAACGUUGACGUUUCGGUCUACUUGAAUGGUUUUCAUGGGGAUUGUUCAGGAAUGUUUGCCAUUGGUAAACUCGAUGAAGAUAUGAAGAAACUCAUAACUGUCACUCAAACCUGCCUGGAUGCUGCUAUCGACAUUUGCAGACCCAAUGAACGAUUUUGCAGUAUAGGGUACGUAAUCGAGAAAAUAGCAAAGGAAAACGGAUUUUCUGUGAUUCCAUACUUUGCUGGACAUGGAAUAGGAACUUAUUUUCACGGAUUGCCUGACAUUUUCCACUUUGUUAAUGAUGAAUUUGGCAAGAUGCAGCCGGGGAUGACAUUUACGAUAGAGCCCGUACUGACUCAAGGAGACACAGAAAUUGAAGUGCUUGAGGAUGGUUGGACUGCAGUAACUGUGGACUCAGCCAGAACAGCACAAAUCGAGCACACAAUUCUAAUAACCGAAACUGGCUGUGAUAUUCUCACAUGUUAACCCCACAAACCCUUCCCCGAUCAAUAAAUAAAUUAUUGCCAUUUUUUUCAAC